This is a messenger RNA of Cyprinus carpio (common carp), 3517 nucleotides long. RefSeq names its product G2/M phase-specific E3 ubiquitin-protein ligase-like. The transcript is spliced from 4 exons. Bases 35 to 796 code for a protein of 253 amino acids. NCBI's taxonomy places the organism in Eukaryota, Metazoa, Chordata, Actinopteri, Cypriniformes, Cyprinidae. Gene Ontology annotation, molecular function: ubiquitin-protein transferase activity. The record is from RefSeq and is a predicted model, not a curated record.
GAAAGACAAUGCAUACUUCUAUGCUGGCCAGAUCAUGGCAAUGUCAAUUGCCCAUGGGGGGCAGAGUCCAUGUUUCCUGUCUGAACUUAUGUAUGAGUGUCUUCAAAAGGGCCCUGACAAUGUAAAGGUCAAAACUGAAGAUAUUACUGAUGAAGAAACAAGGUCACAGUUGCAGUUGAUCUUACAGGCCCAGACUGAUUCACAACUACAAGAUGCAGUUGCACAGGCAGCUAGCUUAAUCAGUCUUGCUGGUCACAAUGUUCGCAUAACACUGGAGAACAAACAGGAGACUGCUUUGGAUCUGGCUCAUUGGUAUGUCCUUCAGCGGACCCGUGCUCCAUUUGAAAGGUUCAGAGAUGGCUUAACGUCUCUGGGUGUCCUAGAUGCUCUCCAAAACUAUCCUGUUCAGUCAAAGUGCCUUUUUGUGAAGGCUGAAAAGGCCUUAACUGCAAAUGAUGUGGAGAAUCUCUUCCAAAUCAUUCAUUCUGAAAGAGGGAGUAAUGCAUUUCAAGCAGAGUGCCGGACCAUGGCUUUCUGGCAAGACUAUCUUCAGGAUGCUGAAAUUGAAAACAAUGUCUCUCUCGAGGAUGUUCUUGUUUUCUUCACUGGAUGUGACAGCAUUCCAGCACUGGGUUUCUCUCCAAAGCCAAGUCUUGAGUUCAUUACCUGCUCCCGAUUUCCAGUGGCCAAUACUUGUGAAAAUAUUCUACGCAUACCAGUUCAUGCAGUGUACACUUCUUUCAGAUCUGACAUGGAUUUUGCAAUACGCAAUUCACCAGGAUUUGGAAGAGCGUGAGAGGUAAUAUUUUCAAGGCAUGUAGCGCUUGAGUUAUGUUAGAUUGUUUAUGCUAUUGCUGUUAUUUCACUUUGUUAUUCAUUGAUACAAAAAUUCUGUAUUUACUGUAACAACACAUAAAAAAAAACAAAAACAACAAAAAAAAGUUCUUCAUUACAUUUUAAGAUGUAUUUCAAGCUAUAUGUUCCAGUCUUCUAACCUGAACAACCAUGUUCCCCAGUUUCAUUGCUAUGACAGAAUUGUUAUUUCGUUAUAGGCUGUGUAUGGCUUUCUUUUAAAUAAAUGUUUUUCUGUUCCUACUUUUUAUGCACUGGCUUAUUUUUUUUUUAGUGUCUACAGUGGUGGGACUUGUGCAUCCAAGACUUUAAGGGUAACAUUUAUUCUAAUUUUAUAUAAUAUACUGUAGUUACAAAAUUACACUACACAAAACUACAUAAAAUGAAUGUAUUUAAUAACUUUAAAUACAGGUUUCACCUUGAACAACAGGGUUAAGUUACAACGUUUACAAGGAUACAUCAUAUAAUAUACACUAUUUAUAUUGUGAUAAUGUUCAAUGGUUCAUCGUGAAAGAAAAGUGUAUUUUGUGUUUAAAUCAUAAUUAUACAUGCUAAUGCCCUUAUUUCUGACACCACAAUAACUUCAAUAUGAUAAACAUUACCAAAAUUACUUAGCAGACUAAGUAUUUAUUUCAAGCAAGUUACAUGCAGCGAAAAAAAGUUCUAUUCCAUGAUUUCCAUCGUCAGUCAAGGGAUUAACUGGGAUUAACUCAGGAUGACACUGGCGAUGAUCAUAAGGUCUUUGCACAUGCGCAAGAUUGAGUGGUCCUUGAUUUUCAGGAAGUUGGAGCAUUCCAGCUGUCCAAAGUUGCAGUGGGGAGUUGCUUUCCAUUGUCCUUAAACUAUGGUGGUUCCACUGGCUUACAAACUCAUCAACAGAUCUGUUUAUUCUUGGAAGGUAAACAUGAUGAAGAGCCGUAAUGUGAAGUGGGUUGUUGCUAUCUAAAAUGCCAACAUUUUCCAUGAAAAGGAAAAGAUCUUUAAAAUAGGCUGACACCACCCUGUUAAGUUCUGCCCACAAUCUUUCAAUGCGUUGAUUAUGAACACUACAACCAACCAUAAAGCUUACUCUGUUUGCCCCUCGAUUCUCAAUCAUAAACCUUGCAACAUCAAUAUUCUCACUACCUGCAUCACCCCUGACAUGAUGUGGGAGUCCAAACAGAUCCACUGCAUUUUGGAAAAGUUGCAAGGCAGUUGAUGCUCUGUUGUCUGUGCAACAUCUCAGGUAGGUAAUACAGCGGCUAUAGCCAUCAACUCCACCGUGAAACACAAAUCCCCAUGGAUUUAACUUUUGUGGUUUGUGUCAAUAUGCCUGAAAUAAGAAUUAUUUAUAUUAUUAUUAACCACAUUGGAUAUACAUCAAAGUGUAACUUUUUAGGCUUUUUCUUGCCAAAAAGCUUUUGUGAAAAAAAAAUUCUCAAUAUUGUUUUUUCCCCCUUCCUAUUUAUACUUUUACUUUUUUUUUUAAAUGUAUCGUUAUCUCACAUUUUCAUGAUGAUUUUACAAAAGCAACAACCAUAAUAGUAACACUAAAAUACUGUUACUUACUGUAUAACUAAUAAGUAAUUAUUGAAGUAACAGCUAAUCAAUAACUAAUGUAUUCUGUCAUACCUCUUGAAGAACAGUAAAUCAAGUUUCUACAUUACAUUUAUAUAUUGUAGAAACUGAAUAUAUUUAACAUAUGGCAAUUUUUUGUAAUUCUGUAUGUUUUCUGAUGGCUGGCAUCUUCUCUUCUCAGGUAUUUGGUUCUUCAUUUAAGGGUUGGAUUCAGACUAAGGAUUCUGGAAUUCCUUAUUAUUAUAGUUAUUAUUAUCAUCAUUAUUCUUAUUCUUAUAAACCACAUCAAAGUUAAACUCUUUGGCUUUGUUGUCUUUUUCUUGCCAAAAAACUGUUAAAAAAAAUAAAAAAUAAUAAUAAUAAUAUAAUUAAUUAAUCUAAAUCUCUCUUUUUUUCAUGCUUAUACUUUUUAUUUAUGUUGCAUUAUCUCACUUUUUCAUUAAGAUUUUACAACAACAGCAAUCUUGCUUCAUUAACCAGCUAGAGAGUAAUUACAAAUUUACAAAACACAUACCACAGUUGAUUUGGGACAGAGACAUUGUAGACCCUCCGUUGAAUAGCCCUUCGUCCUCUUAAGGCUCUUCCCACUGGAUCUAUGAUUCUUAAACGCUCUCGCACUCGCCAUCGCGGAACUCUGAUCCCUCUUCCUCUCAAACUACCAGUGAUGUAGGUCUCUCCCGAUCCAGGGGUUUGUUGAAGAACCUCAGUAAUAUGACGAUCUAGAUCAUCAUUUGAAAUGUUUGUGAAGCUCCCAUAGUCCACUAAACCAAGCUGUCUCCUGUGGUUGUACAGUGUUCGAAUGUUUACAGACAACAUUCGUGAUAUGGCCAUCCAGCUAAAUCCUAAGUCCCGCAUGUGAAUCAACAGAGCAGCUGAUAUGUUGUACAUCAAACGAGAAAAAACAAAAUAACAAAAAUGUGCUAAUUCACAAAGUGUUAAUGCAUAACUUGUAUUAAUUAUUUUGUUUGCAACUUGCAAAGAGGUUAAAGUACAAUAAAUUAUCACCACUCACCUCAGCCUUCCUCUCUGUGAUGCAGAAUGUGCACCUCUACCAUGCACUUGUGUAUCAGCUUCUACCUGGAGCACUAUUUCAGCCAACAUUUCCCUA